Saccharomycopsis crataegensis is the source of this 729-nucleotide messenger RNA. RefSeq lists its product as uncharacterized. Bases 1 to 729 code for a protein of 242 amino acids. The transcript is spliced from 2 exons. The record is from RefSeq and is a predicted model, not a curated record. Lineage: Eukaryota; Fungi; Ascomycota; Saccharomycetes; Ascoideales; Saccharomycopsidaceae.
AUGCAAUUAAAUCAAAUAGCAGUUUUGGCAUUGUCGGUUGCUCCAAUUAUCGCUUCAGGUGUCGCUAGGCCUGGGGCAAUUCCUGCCAGUGAUGAAGAUGAUACCGAUGACAAGACCCAAGUGACCACCACCAGUAGUUCGACUUCCAAAAAAUCCCUGUCCCAUGCCACUUCCACUACCUCCAAUAGAAAUAUCUUGAUCACUGCCAUUUCUACAGACUCCGUCGAUGAUAGUGAUGAUAGUGAUGAUAGCGAUGAUGAUGAUGACUCUUCUUCUUCCUCUUCUUCUUCCUCCUCCUCCUCCUCUAUGGCUAGUGGUUGGAGAAUCAUUUCUACCAGCUCAAAUAGCUCGGCUAAACAUUCCCAUACCAGCUCUGAGCAGACCACCCUCAGUACCCAAACUUACCAAAAUUCCAGCUCAUCAUCAUCAUUUUCCAGUACCACCUUCAUUAGCACCACUAGUCUGAACUCCACCGCAACCACUACUAAAAAGAAGAAGAAGAAGGACACCUCUUCUGAAGAUAAAAAGAAGAAGAAGAGUUCUAGUAGUGCCACCGUCAAGAGUGAAGCUGGUGCCGCUCAAUUGAAGUUGAAUGUUCCAUUUUAUGGUAAUCUCAACCGUGAUAACAGUGGGAUGAUUCAAGGAAUUGCCAUUGGUGGUUUUGCAGUAGUCGCUGCCAUUGCCUUGAACAGCCAUUAUUACAAAAUACAAACAAAUGAAAAUCAGUAA